Myxocyprinus asiaticus (Chinese sucker) is the source of this 5288-nucleotide messenger RNA. Its product is annotated as C1q-related factor-like. The transcript is spliced from 2 exons. NCBI's taxonomy places the organism in Eukaryota, Metazoa, Chordata, Actinopteri, Cypriniformes, Catostomidae. The record is from RefSeq and is a predicted model, not a curated record. The coding region runs from base 595 to 1386 and encodes 263 amino acids. Gene Ontology annotation, molecular function: protein binding.
UCCUCUCCUCUAGAUCUGCUGCUGCUCUCUCUCCCUCUCUCUCUCUUUCUCACUGUCCUUCACUCACAUGCGCACACUCACUCAAUUCAUCCUUUCUUUCUGUUUGCUACCUCUUCCAUCCCUCAUUCUCUUCAUUACCCUAUGCAACGCUCUCUACCAGACAAUGGGACUGACUUUUUGGGAGUGAGUGUGUGAGUGCACUGCUUUGCAUUUGUGUGAAUGUGUGUGUAUGUGUGAGUCUUCAGUGUGGGUGUGAGCGGAUGUGGGAUCUGUAUGAAACCUCUUUCCUGCCAGCCCAACGGAUCCAGUGAGCCAGCUAAGCAAACCAGUCGUGAACGGAGCUGGGCAAGUGUGUGAGUGUGUGUGUAUGUGGGUCUCUUUCUCCCACACACAGUCCUUCGCACAUUUGGGAUCCUAGGGUUCGCUGCCUGUCCCCAGGACCCCCUACACCCCUCUGUCUAUCUUUCUCUCUCUGCGGACUCCUCUUCUCCAGCAGUCACCAUUUCGACUCCCGGCAGACCCACGCUGGCUGCCCAGCCACUCCCGCGCCUCAGCCUGGGCAGGAAGACCCUGGUGGUGGCCGCUGUAGGGGUCAUGCUGGUGCUGGUGCUGGUGGUGCUCAUCCCUGUGCUGGUCAGCUCCGUGAGCAAUGACAACAGCCACUAUGAGAUGCUGGGCACCUGUCGAAUGGUGUGCGACCCGUAUCAGAACAAGGGCACCACCACGGGCAUCACCAGCACUGGCUCUUCUGUGCAGGCCGAGGCCGAGGCUUUGGCCGAUCAUGGCAACAUGCCUCCACCCUCCACGCUCCUCCAGGGGCCACAGGGGAAGCCGGGCCGGCCAGGCAAACCCGGACCUCCAGGGCCACCAGGGGAGCCAGGGCCCCCGGGUCCGAUGGGGCCCCCGGGGGACCGGGGGGACAGGGGUCGAAGCGGGGUUCUGGGUCUGGGAAAUGAUGGAGCUAUCAGCACAGUAACGUACAACACGCAUCCACGAGUGGCUUUCUACGCGGGACUAAAGAACCCACACGAGGGCUAUGAGAUCCUAAAGUUUGACGAUGUGGUGACCAACCUUGGCAACAACUAUGACGGCGGUUCAGGCAAGUUCAUCUGCGGUGUACCGGGCACAUAUUUCUUCAUCUACCAUGUUCUGAUGAGGGGAGGUGAUGGAACCAGCAUGUGGGCUGACCUGUGCAAAAACGGACAGGUGCGAGCCAGUGCGAUCGCCCAAGACGCUGAUCAGAACUAUGACUACGCCGCUAACAGUGUGAUUCUGCAUCUAGAUGUGGGUGAUGAAGUCUACAUCAAACUGGAUGGUGGCAAAGCCCAUGGAGGCAACAACAACAAAUACAGCACCUUCUCUGGCUUCAUUCUUUACGCCGACUGAAUUUGAGGGGGAAACGUGGGAAAGAAAGAGACGUAGUGAAAGCAAAAAGAAAGUUAAGGACAGAGCAGUCAUCAUCCCAGCUCUUGAUUUUACCAGGAUCUCUCCAUCGCUCCAACACACAUCUUAAAAGUGCAGUUUCCACAGCUAAAAAAGUUUGACUGACUGAACUGAAAGAGACUCGAUGGAACGAGGGUUCAGUUGCUUCUCUUUGAAUCACCUUAUUGAUUGGGAAAAGAUGAGGAAACAAAAUGAUACCAAUUACAUUUUUCUCUUUCGGUGUUGAAAGGACAUUUCUUGUUUUAAGACUUCAGGAGUGACUGGCUGAGAUCUAUUCCCUCAUCGUAGUGUGCUUCUCCUUUGUAAAGAUUUAUCUUCACCAACAGAUAUCUAUUGACAAAAGGAGAAUUGUUAAAAAUAUCCCUAACACCCUGUGGAGUAUGUUACUUUUGCAGGCUUAUGAAAGAUCAAAUAAGUUGUAGUUGCAAUCAGAUUUCAGAUCAUUAAAAAUGCUUGCGUUCUCCUGACUUCUAUAUUGAGCACAGCAUCCCCUGUUGGCUGUUGUUGGUAACUGAGUUUCUUUGUGUAUGUGUUGUUCUCUGUUAAGACUGUAGUGGCUGAUGACUGUUGUGGAUGAAUGUUAUUCCUUACUAGCACUUAAAACAAUUGAUACUCUGAUACCUAAUGUCACUCCCUUGCCUUGACUCUUUUCCUCCCUUGUCAAUUAGCACUCGACCCAGAAGUUCCCUCUCUCACCCACAUCCUGCCCCCCUGCGCCCUUAAGGAAACGGCAGAAGAGUUUAUUCACUUUCUUAUGAACAUGAGCAACAGUUAUUGAUGGCGCAAAGGAUGUUUAAGUAUGUUUUAGGAUUAUUUAACACACUUGCGAUAGACAAGAAACCAUUGAUGGACAUUUUUUUAUGCCAAAUUUAAAAAAAAAAACCUGUUUAAAUGUCAAACCAUUAUAAAUAUCACUAGGGCUGCAACUAACAAUUAUUUUGAUAAUCGAUUAAUCUUCAAUAUUUUUUUCAGAUUAAUCAAUUAAUCAGAUUUUUAAAAAAUAAAUAAUUUCCUGUAUUUUAUUCAAAUGUGAUUUAUUUAAAAAAUGAAAUAAAAAAGGGCACGAGUAUUUGGUUCGAUUUACGGUACUGAAUUCCACUACAUGAUUCUAUACUCCCACAAAACUUUGAACAAAGCCUGAAUCAUGAAAGUUAAGUUUGAAUUUAUUAUUAUUAUUACUUUCAGGAUAUAUGCAAAACAGUUAGUUUCCUUUACUAGUAAAACUUAACAAAAAGUACUAUUCAUUAAUGAGGAAAAUGAUCCAUCAGGGAUGGAGUGGGACAAACAAUCAGCCCAGCAGAGGGUAAAAUGACACCAGAAUAAAAAUAUGAAUAAUUCUGCCCAGCUGAAAUAGUGUACGUUUAAAAACAUAUAGUCUCUCAUUACAUUUUUCUAAACUAUUCUUUUUGAAAAAACACUUUUAAUGGUAGUGUAUGCUUAUCUAGUAAAAUAAUGUUUGCCAUAGAAUAAAUUUACUGGUGAAAUCAGACAUUACAUUUGGCAUUAUCAAGACUAUCAAAUAUUAGGACCCUUAGCAUUAUUAUACAUUAUAUUCAGCAUACAGUUUAUGUAGAACAAUCAUCAGAUUCCCUCUCGUGCUGAAAAGUAUAAUUUUUUGUCUAGACAUAAGCUCAUUGUAUUACAUGGACUUACAUGAAGAGAAGAAACCAUCUAAAACACUUUAAAAGCUGACAGACUUGGACCUCUGAGACAUUGUGACAUCCAUGAAAACUACGUAAUUGAUUACAUUGAAACUGAAAUCGCGGUAUGAUGUUGCACACAUGUAAUCAAAAUGAUUGCACUCCCUUUCUCCACUGCAAUCAGUUUGACAUGGAUGCGCGCACUCACGUGCUCGGUAAAGUUGAAAGGAGACUCGCUUGUGGUAAAGACAAACUAAAGUUUCUAAAGUUUUGAGAAAUGGAAAUACAUGCCUGAUUUUGAAUUCAUAACAUGUAUACAUUACAAAACAUAGAAAAUAGCAGUAAAAUGUAAGUUAUGUGCUGGAGAGAAACAAGUCUUAAUUGCAUGAAACAGCACAAGCCCUCUUUCAAUGCACCUGAUGCAGCAACCACUCCACAUUAAACUGUAUGCUUAUUAUGAUCUUCUUUGAAGUGGUUAUAAAGUACUCUCAUGCGAUGGGCAUCUUGGGUCAUGUUUUUCCCGCUUCAACUUGAUUCCGUUGUUUUUAAAAUGAGUUUCAUCAUGUAACACAUUAUUCACUGGGCUGUAAUGUGAUGUCACUGACGGAGCUUAUCCGUGCAUGCUGCAAAUAUCCAAUUAAUCGGUAAUGAAAUUAGUUGUCGACAAGGGCAUAGAUUUGGCUUGAACUUUGAGGGAGUUGCAACGUGAAGCAUUUACAUGUUUCCAUUGAUCAUGGUACAAAUAUGGGUAUUACUUGCUUGUUUUGAUUAUUGGGGGGGGGAGUUACCUCCGCCCCAUCCCCCCUGGAAUCUACACCCCUGGUUGUCAAUGAUUUUCAUUAUCGAUAAUUAUCGUUUUUAUCGAUUAGUUGUUGCAGUCCUAAAUAUCACCUUGUCAUAGCUAUGCUUCUUUAUAGCAGUUAGUUGCUCUCUGCUUUUAGAAACAUGAAUAUGUAGUCAUAUUCAGAGGGCUUUGGAUUGGGAGUUGUCAGCAAUUAUACACAUUAUAUGGUAAAAUUCUCAUGUCAGAACUGUUUGCUACAAGUGUAUCUGGGGGGUAAAAAAGGGUAGAGAGGAGUAGAGUUGCUAUAGAGCAGCUUGUCACUCAGUUAUUCCUGCUAAGAAUUGCAAAAACAUGCAGUGAGAAUACUUGUGUGACUUUUUUUUUUGAUGCGGCAAAUGAAUGCUGGCAAAUGAGGUUUAUUUGUAAGUGUGCACGUGUGUUUAUAAGGAUGAGCGUGUGUGUAUAUCAGUACCAACACCAGCGCAUGAACUGUAUUUCAUCUUUGCCACAUUAUUGAUUUGAGAAAUGUUCUAUACUUUAGCCAGUCAAAGAUGUGAUUAGAGCCAAUGAGACUGCAUCAGACACGUUUAGCUAAGCCUCUACAGAGAAGAUAUAAUUAAACAAUAAAGUUGUAAAUUAAAUAAAUCUAUGCUGUGUUUGUCAGUCCUACUCUUUUGGAAAUGUUGAAUACAUUUAAAUAACAAAUGGGACAUUCAGAGUCUGUGGCGUAAUGUUUUCUUUUUUUUUUUUUUUUUUUGGGAAACAAUGCAAGUAAACAGUUUCUGGGUAAAUGGAACACCAUGUGCAUAAAAACUCAGAUUUAUCUAAUACUUUACAUGAUAGGCAAUGAUAGACAUACAUUUGACAUCAGACCAAUUUAAAGAGGAAGGCGACAGAUAUUCACGUUUACUGCAAUGUUUAUGCCUCUUCUUUUUUCUUUCUACAGAUUCUAUUCUUCCUCCCAUCUCUCUAUUUUUAUCUCUUACAUGUCACCUGGUCUGACUCAAAAAAACACAGGGAAAAACACAGCUGUAGACAACAAAAGCUUUCUUUAAGUGUGCCUAUGUGUGCCUCAUUGUUUAAUUCACAUUGCACCUCUGUUGCAUCUCAGGACACUUUCUACCAGAGGACACAUUUAAAACAGCCAACCCUGGUGUUCUGAGCAGUUUUUCCUGCAGAGAGAGAAAGAAAGGGGAGAAAGAUAGAGAGAGAGAAUGUGAAUUGCUGGCAGAUAUUUGCAAAAUACAUCAAAUGUAAUGCUGACAUUGAUUUCAAUUAAUGUGAAUUCAUGCACUCUUUUCCCAUGUUUUGUCUCUGGAUUUUGUCAGUUUGCACGAAUAAUGUACAUUUGGUAUACCAUUACAAAAAGUGACAAUAUUUGGACCUUUGCCGUGAAGGCAAUUAAAUAAUUAAAUUUUUAA